AUGAAAUCUAUAGCACAGACCACUUCGGUGUCCAUUGCGCACUACACAAAGCGCAUCCUCGUGACGGGCGGUGCAGGAUUUAUCGGGUCGCACGUAGUCAUUUACCUGGUAAAGCACUACCCUCAGUACUAUAUUGUAAACCUCGACUCUCUUGAGUAUUGCUCCUGUGUACGCAACGUACACACAGCUAUAACGACUUGUAACCACGAGCAGAAUGUACAUGCACAAAAUAUAAGUGCCGGAUGCGUCAAAGUGCCGCAUGAGCAUCUUUCAAAAAACGAGGAUGGUGAGGUUGAUGUAAGUCAGCUAAGCUUUUGCGAGCCUGGCAACGAAUAUGUCAGCAACGAAUUCUUGGCAACAUUGCCCUCAAACUACAAGUUCAUACAUGGUGAUAUUAGUAGCGCAGAUCUCGUUGGUUAUGUCUUAAAGACCGAGUGCAUUGACACAAUCAUGCACUUUGCCGCAGAGUCUCACGUGGAUCAUUCUUUUGGCAAUUCAAUUGAGUUCAGCAAAACGAAUAUUCUGGGUACUCACGUACUACUUGAGGCGGCCAGACUACAUCGUAUCAACAGAUUUAUUCACGUGAGUACAGACGAGGUCUACGGUGAAGUGAAAGAAUGCUCUAAGCCAAUGUCCGAAGAGCAUGUGCUGGAACUCACAAACCCAUACGCAGCCACAAAAGCUGGUGCAGAAUUUCUUGUCAAGAGUUAUCAUCGUUCAUUUGGUCUUCCAACCAUUAUUACGAGGAGCAACAACGUGUUUGGACCCCACCAAUACCCGGAAAAGCUUAUUCCAAAAUUUAUAAAUCAGAUUUUGCGCGAUCGACCAGUGACCGUCCAUGGCGACGGAAUGCACACGCGCAAUUAUCUCUACAUUUCGGAUGUUGUGGAUGCAUUUGACCUUAUUUUGCACAAAGGGAAAGUGGGAGAAGUCUAUAACAUUGGCGGCAAGAACGAAGUUUCCAACAAAAAUGUAGCCAUGGAUCUACUAGCGUUGAUCAAGCCGCAGCUUCUUGACCACGAGAAAAUAAAAUUCAUCACACAUGUUUCGGACCGACCAUUUAACGAUCAAAGGUAUGUCAUCGAUGCCAGCAAGAUCUCUCGGCUGGGUUGGACAGAAAAAGUCACCUGGCAAGCAGGACUACGCAAAACUGUUGAUUGGUUUCGUCGCCAUGGACACCGCUUUGAUAACAUCGAUCAUGCUCUUGAGGCCCAUCCAGUCAAUUUCAAAAAGACGUUCAAGAUAUUUUAG
This is a messenger RNA of Plasmopara halstedii, 1251 nucleotides long. Its product is annotated as dtdp-glucose-partial. The coding region runs from base 1 to 1251 and encodes 416 amino acids. The transcript has a single exon. The record is from RefSeq and is a predicted model, not a curated record. Gene Ontology annotation, molecular function: dTDP-glucose 4,6-dehydratase activity. NCBI's taxonomy places the organism in Eukaryota, Oomycota, Peronosporomycetes, Peronosporales, Peronosporaceae. Gene Ontology annotation, biological process: nucleotide-sugar metabolic process.